Funneliformis geosporum is the source of this 606-nucleotide messenger RNA. The record is from the annotation of a GenBank genome assembly. NCBI's taxonomy places the organism in Eukaryota, Fungi, Glomeromycota, Glomeromycetes, Glomerales, Glomeraceae.
AUGACUAAUAAUGGAAAGGGAAAAGUACCAGAUACCCCUCAACCACAACCAAAAAAGAUUUUGCCACGUCCUCCUAUCAAUAAUAGUAGACCAAAUGGGGAAAAUUCUUUCAACGCAAGCAUUCAUGCACUGAACGAUUGGGUAGAUGAAUCAGAAUACCUCCACCCAAAUUCUAAAGGUUACGCCAAACCCAUUAACGAUAUCAAUGACCACGAACAAUCUGAUAGAAUGGACCUUCUAAUGACUAAACUAGACGUAGUCUCAACACAAUUAGCUGCCAUCAUCAAUGCUCAACCUACAGGUGAAAAUAUGGAAGAAGAAGACUACAUUGUACGACCUGAUAUAGAUAUAUCUGAAUCUGUAAUUACUACCCAAAAAAUCGAUUUUAAAACCCUCCAAGAUGAAAAUCUACACCUUAAACACAACCUGCAAGCAAAUGUCGAUAAACUGAAUGAGGCCUUUAAAGUAGUAGACAUGAUGCAACACCUAAUGAUCAAUGCAGGACAACUACAUGAUAGUCGUCGUAUUCUGGUUGUCAUGUUAGAAAAACCUAAAGAUUUUUAUGAUGUAGAAGAGGAAUUCCCACCCCAACAAUCCCAAUUUUAA